CACAGCUGCCUUACCACACGUGGUCCCUAUCCAUUGAUCCUUGAUCGGGAAUUACAACCACACACGGAUUCUCUUCUCCGCGUAGAGUGCAUACACAGUGCAGUGAUGGCAAACGCAACUCAGCAUCAUAGCUAGAUAAACGCCUGCUUCUGCGCAAAGUCGGCAUGGCGACCUGAAACAGGUAACUAGGGCCAUGAUACUCUCUGUACAAACAUUGAGCAAAAAUAUUCUAGACAUCUACCACAAACCUGGUUCCCCGUAUGGAGCACUGUAUGUACAUACAUACAUACUUCGUCCGCUGCAGAAUGGUAUGACGAAAGGGGAUCGAAGUCGGCUUCCGGUCAUGGACGCUGACGCAGAAGCGGCGCAGGCAGGAUCGAUCUUGGAGUGAUUCCAUGUUACAUUCUGUUUAAUGGAAUGCCAAUUAGUUGGGUGGCAGACACCUUUCCGACCUUUCGGCCUGAAAAUGGAGAGUUGUGUAACGAGCAAUACCCGUGCAUGCGGUGGUGUGUUGCCUCGCGCUGCUGUCCGCCCAGUCGCACCCGACAGUUGCUUGUUCCAGCGCUGGCAACACUGGAACUUAGGGGUCGAAUGCAAAAACAUCGAGUUUGCUCUUCGUGUUCAAAGACAGCCGCAUACCGAACCUGUGUGCUUGGAUUUGCAACGACUCAAGAUAUGUGUGUGUGUGUGUGUGGAUCGACGUGAUUUUGCCGUUGACUGUUGAAGUCUUCUCGCCAACUGGACGGGGUCUCAUAUGUGUCGGUACCCUCCAUGAUGGGACCGCAAUGAAAGGGGGUCAUGUUGAAUCGUAAUCCCGACCCGAAGGCCCAUGAGUAUGUACGCCAGUCAGAAUAUUACGCUGUGGAAUCCUUCGAGAACUGCAUCGAAGCAGUUUGGUGUGCGUGCAGAGCAGAUUCACCAGUGAAAGGAGGGUGUGAUGGACUACAUGACACUAAUCUCAAUUUGUCGAUGAUCCGCAGCUGUCAUCGUACACAGUAUGUGGCAAAGAAGACGCUGUAUGAAGCUGGGAUGGAGGGUUUGAAAAUGCGAACCGACGUUUCCAGAAAAUGGGGCAAUAAUGAAAAGAAAGAGGACUACAACCAAGGCUCUGCAAUGCAGGCAAACGAAUUGUAUGUACUAUACGGAGUACAUACCUACAGAUCGGGCAGAACGGCUUUCAAAUUCGAGCGACUUUUGGGGAGUUUUGCCCUCAGCCUGGAGUUGUUCUUCCCUGGCUAUGUAUGUGUGUACGUACUCCGUACUCCGUACUGUAAUAAUAUAUCCUUGACCAAGGGACACCCAUACGUUUCGUGCACCUUCUUUUUCAACGAUUGA
Messenger RNA from Coccidioides immitis RS, 1335 nucleotides. RefSeq lists its product as uncharacterized. The record is from RefSeq and is a predicted model, not a curated record. The coding region runs from base 799 to 1335 and encodes 178 amino acids. Lineage: Eukaryota; Fungi; Ascomycota; Eurotiomycetes; Onygenales; Onygenaceae. The transcript is spliced from 2 exons.